This is a messenger RNA of Neomonachus schauinslandi (Hawaiian monk seal), 390 nucleotides long. RefSeq names its product HOATZ cilia and flagella associated protein (gene HOATZ). The record is from RefSeq and is a predicted model, not a curated record. The coding region runs from base 1 to 390 and encodes 129 amino acids. NCBI's taxonomy places the organism in Eukaryota, Metazoa, Chordata, Mammalia, Carnivora, Phocidae. The transcript is spliced from 3 exons. Gene Ontology annotation, biological process: cilium assembly.
AUGGAAACGAGGGCCGGCGGAAGGCUUUCCAGCCACAAGGAGUCCGUUGAAAUUUGCCCCCAGGGAUUACUGGUGUUCACCGGAACUUCGGAACGGGACUCGAACUUGGCCAAGCAGUUCUGGAUCGCGGCGUCGAUGUACCCUACUAACGAAUCUCAGUUGGUGCUGUCCCGAGGUAGCAGUCAGCGCCUGCCGGUGGCCCGGCCCUCUAGGCGCAGUCCGCCUGAGACUACUGAUAUCACUGCUGAAACCAUAAAGAUUCAGGAAUCUGAGGAGAAAAAAAAGUAUCUCCAAAAGCGUAGCCCACUCUGUACCAUUGGUUCUCCACCACUAGGCCAGGGUACACUCUGGAUCCUCCCCAUAUGUGCUAUCAAAGUGGUGAGUGGGUAA